CCGAAAUGGAAUCCCCAUGGGGAGCCUGACCCGGUCUCAUUUGCCGAGACGACCAACACCGGACGGGCCUCUCUCCGUGUGCUACUGCAUGACGUGGAUAUAAACAGGAGGUAAGAGCAGCUGGUGUCUGGUCCUGUAGCAACGCCCCAGACUCCGUCGAGUUGAUGCCUCCUGAAGGCUCAAAGCUGUCAAAACAAUUCGGAUUUCUCCCGUUGCGACUGUCCGUUAGGCUCCCUUCGACAUGGGUUACAGCAGCAAGGACGGUAAUGCAGACAGCAUCCACCUAGAGGCCGCUCGGCAGCAUGCUCCGACCGGGAGUCCCGACGAUGCAAAAGACGGUAUUACUGCCGUCCCAAGCACCACGACGAGCGACCAUCCGCAGCUCAGAGACAAGGCCGCACAGUUUCUCAAGCAAGCUGACCACCCGGUCGUGGUGACACCGGCCGACAAUGAUCGCGUCCGCCGCAAGAUCGACAUGCGACUCCUCCCCAUCAUGCUGUUCGUCUACUGUCUUCAAUCACUCGACAAGACGACCCUUUCGUACGCAUCCGUCUUCGGCAUCAUCCAGGAUACGAACCUCGUCGGUGAUGAGUUUUCCUGGCUCGGCUCCAUUGUCUACCUGGCGCAGCUCGUCUUCCAGCCGCUGAUCGCCUGGGGCUUGGUCAGAUUCCCGGUGGGCAAGUUCUCGGCAGUGAUGGUGUUUUGCUGGGGCGCCGUGCUAUGUGGCAUGACGGCGGCGUCGAAUUUUGGAGGCUUGAUGGCAGCGCGUCUGCUGCUGGGUGCGUUUGAGGCAUCGGUCGCGCCCACUUUUAUCGCCAUUGUGCAAAUGUGGUACAGGCGGCGAGAACAGACGGUUCGCAACGCAUCAUGGUAUUCCAUGCUCGGCGUUGUUAACAUGCUGGGAAGCCUGUUGACAUAUGGCCUCGGCCAUAUCCAGUCGCACUUGCACCCGUACCAGAUCAUCUUUCUCUUUUGUGGCUGCAUUACAGUUGCAUUUUCCGUGGUCAUGUUCAUCUUCAUGCCCGACUCGCCAAUGGAAGCCAAGUUUCUCAACCGAGAGGAAAAGUUCAUCGCGGUUGAGCGCCUUCGUAUGAACCAGAUGGGCAUCGGAUCCGGCGUUUGGAAGUGGGACCAUGUGCUUGAAGCGGCCUUGGACCCAAAGACCUGGCUAUGGUUCUUCCUCAUGUUUGUGAUAUCUGUCCCUAGCGGCGGCAUCUCAACCUUCGGGCCUCUCAUCAUUGAGUCGUUCGGCUUCGACAAGUUCACCACCAUCCUGUUCAACAUCCCAUUCGGGGCCGUGCAGAUGAUUGCAACCCUUGGCGGUGCCUGGCUCUCCGACAAGCUCCGCAUGAAGUCCCCCGUCCUUCUACUACUUUGUCUUCCCCCGAUCGCCGGCUUGGCCGUUCUUCUCGCCGUUGGACGUGAGCCAAGCGACCGCGCGGUCCUCCUCGUCGGCUACUACAUCAUCUCCGUCUAUCCCGGUAUAUCGCCGCUCAUCUACUCGUGGUCAGGGCAAAACACAGCCGGAGACACCAAGCGCAAGGUGACCACGGGAAUGCUCUUCGUUGGCGCCAGUGCAGGCAACGUUGUUGGGCCGCACCUGUUCAAGCCGAGCGAGAAGCCCCGCUACGACCGUGGCGUCAAGACCAACCUGGCGCUGUUCAUCGUACUGGCUGUGCUGAUAGUGCUAGGCAUGGGUCUUAUUUGGCUCUUGAAUAAGAAGCAGGCCGCGAAGCGCAAGGCGCUCGGCAAGAGCGAACACAUCCAGGACUUGAGCAUGACGGGGGCCAAGGAGGCGUCCGAAGGCGAAGUGCUGAACCACUUGGAUGAGGCGGUGGGCAACAAGGCCUUUGAUGAUGUCACGGACCUUAAGAACGAAGACUUUAUUUUUGUAUACUAGACGG
Messenger RNA from Purpureocillium takamizusanense, 1904 nucleotides. RefSeq lists its product as uncharacterized. Gene Ontology annotation, molecular function: transmembrane transporter activity. Gene Ontology annotation, cellular component: membrane. NCBI's taxonomy places the organism in Eukaryota, Fungi, Ascomycota, Sordariomycetes, Hypocreales, Ophiocordycipitaceae. Gene Ontology annotation, biological process: transmembrane transport. The transcript has 6 exons. Bases 242 to 1900 code for a protein of 552 amino acids. The record is from RefSeq and is a predicted model, not a curated record.